Cadophora gregata is the source of this 531-nucleotide messenger RNA. RefSeq lists its product as uncharacterized. The record is from RefSeq and is a predicted model, not a curated record. Bases 1 to 531 code for a protein of 176 amino acids. The transcript has a single exon. NCBI's taxonomy places the organism in Eukaryota, Fungi, Ascomycota, Leotiomycetes, Helotiales, Ploettnerulaceae.
AUGACCUGGAUGGACGUUCGCACUCGCGCAAGUGUAGUUGCCAAGCUCGCAUCCCAGGAUAAAUUGCAUCCACCAAGCAACGAGACGAUACUUCACUGCGGAGAGAGCCCAUUCACCCAUGGAAAUGGUUGCACGCUCGAUAUAGUAUUGUCUGGCUGGAUUCCUGACCCGUGCUUCGACGCGGAGUUGUAUGCAGAUUACACUGGCCCAGGCAGCCCUGACAUCUUCUACUAUACAACGCAGGCAGCUACCGAAAGAAUUGCCCAAGAUGUUGUUAUGAAGGGCCAUCUGACUGGAGUAUGGACGACUUGGGGAGAGCAUAUCACACAUUGCGAAUAUGUCCUGAAAGGUCUUGGGAGAGUUAUGGUUAACCAAAGCUUGGGCAUUAACGAGAAGUAUCUCGACUUCGAACAUACGCAGCAUUGUAUAGACGCCAUAGCUGGUCGACACAACAUGCAGAUGCCAUUGGACAGAGUUACCACACAUCUUGAGUUUGAAGAUAUCGCAUGUUUUGUCAGGGCACGGGGGUAA